This is a messenger RNA of Punica granatum (pomegranate), 1253 nucleotides long. NCBI's taxonomy places the organism in Eukaryota, Viridiplantae, Streptophyta, Magnoliopsida, Myrtales, Lythraceae. The record is from RefSeq and is a predicted model, not a curated record.
UCCACCCGAGAUAGGCACCGACUAAUGUAAUGCAUUCAAUCUAUAUUUUUCUUGCAUUAUUGGGAGACAUGCUUAGGCCCAACAACGUCAACCUCCACUGCUGGACAAGGUAAGUGGUUUUCAAUUCAAAUUGGUAAGGCACGUACAAUGCUAUCACACACACACACCCCCCCCAUAUAAACAUGGUUUCCAACUAGAUCUGAUGAUCACCUCUAAUUACCAUUGUAACUGCCCAGCCGGUCGCUCGUUCUGAUUGUCUUACCAUUUGGUGCUAGUCUCACGCUCCUGCGUAAGUCGAUCCCGAUUGAGACAGGGCCCGGUAUCGUAGUUUCUGGUGUGCAGAUAGGUUGCGGGAUACCAGUGGUGGAAAGUGUACUCGCAAUAAAGGGAUUCUGGGGCCCAAAGUGCCCGGUGAUGAUAAAAAAGACCAUUACUUGAAACAUGGAAUUGGUCUCCGCACACACACACAUCUACAUAUAUAAGAGUGUGUGUAUAUAUGUGUGGAUCCUUCCAUCUUCAUUGUAUGAUCAUAAAUAGUGUUCCUCUCCUUCAUGCAAUUCUCUAGUUAUGUAUAUAUCCCUAAGCUGAACAUCCGCCAAUUGAAAAUUAGAGAAGACAGCAGCAAAUAGUCUUACUACAUAUAUCAAGAAAUUAAGCGGAAAAAAAGUGAGAAAAAAAUUAAGAAAAUUAAGUUCUGCAAAGAAGAUGAGAAGUGGUGCAAAGAUGAUGGAGGGUAGUUCCAAGAGGAAGCUGAUUCCAUGUAAAGGGCUUGGGAGAUUCCUCAAGGAGCAGAGGAGUCGGCUCUACAUCAUACGGCGAUGCGUCGUUAUGCUGCUCUGCUGGCAAGAUUAAUCGAUCCUAGCUCAAUCCUCCUCAUCAUCAUCCUGCUCCCGGGGUUUCUUCGGGUUUUGCUCAUUUCUUGCUUAUUUUUUUACUUUUGAUCAUGUAAAUAUAGCAGAAUCGUGAGUAUUAGAUUAAUACUCUCUAUUCUGUUUCGCUUCGAAAUCGAAUCCCAAAAUUCGGGUUUAAGGAGGUGAACAUUUAGUUCUUUUUUUUUUUUUGCCCCACAUAUGUUCAGAUGUUCAUAAACUGUGGGUCUUCUUUUCCUUCUAAUUCUUCGCUCUUUCCAUGAUGAGGAACCCCCAAGGAUUUUCUUCGAGCAUCUCUUUGAACAACCAUAUGUAUACAUCGAUCAGAUGUACGUAUCAAAUAAAGUUCAAAACAAGGCUUUAAGAAGUUACUAUAUCCGUGCU